This is a messenger RNA of Colias croceus (clouded yellow), 2810 nucleotides long. RefSeq names its product exocyst complex component 4 (gene Sec8). Gene Ontology annotation, biological process: exocytosis; Golgi to plasma membrane transport; chemical synaptic transmission. The record is from RefSeq and is a predicted model, not a curated record. The transcript is spliced from 17 exons. Gene Ontology annotation, cellular component: growth cone membrane; exocyst; synapse. NCBI's taxonomy places the organism in Eukaryota, Metazoa, Arthropoda, Insecta, Lepidoptera, Pieridae. The coding region runs from base 117 to 2810 and encodes 897 amino acids.
UUUGACAUUUGUUGUCUGUUGACAUAAUAAAAGUGCAUUAAUUACAAUUUGGAAAUCAGGAUUCAGAAUUUUGUUAAUUGAUGUUUAUAAGUAUAAUUCUGAUUAAAUUAUAAACCAUGUCGGCUUCACCUCCUACAAAACCCCCUAGAGGGGUAAAACAGGGCAAAGAAACGAGUGGUCUAUUGAUGUCUGUUAUUCGCACAUUAUCAGCGAGUGAAACAAAUGAACAGAGAGAGAAAGAGAGAGCCAAACUUGAGAAGGAAUAUAAGAAGAGUGAUGCGAGGCUCGAUGAGCUUGUAGCAGCACAUGCUAAUGAAAUUACCGAGGUUAUGCAGAAAUUCAGCACAGUGGGUGCAGCGCUCAGCGCGUGGGGUCAGCACUGUUCGGCCGCUGAGGCUCGACUGUCAGCGUGUCGAGCGCUGUUGCGUGUGCGCAGGGACGACUUGCGGCGACUGUGGGCGGACGCUCGCACGCAUCAUCAUGCGUUACGGAUGUUGACUGAUAUUGAACGUGUGGUAGUAAGCGAGCGUGAAGCCCGCGAACUAGCGGCACGAAAGCGUGUAGUUGGCGCGGCGCAUGCUCUUCACGCUGCUCUAGCAACCGCAAGAGAGCAUCUACCGCACGUGUCUGCGUUGUCUGCUACCACCAAACAUUUAGAGGUUAAAAAAAUUGAAUUAGUGGACAUAAUAGUGCGUAACUUGAACGACGCGGUGUACAAAGACGAUCGCACGCCGCUCAACAGGCGCGUGUCUGCGAGACGCCGUACUGCGUUGCUGCUUGCGGAGUUAACAAAGAGCGAGGAGCUCACAGACGCGUAUUUGCAAGACAUAACACCGGAAUAUGAAGCGUCACUAACUGAAGACGAUAUGACGUUCGAAACUACAGUGUUGAUAUCGAUGGAGGCUCUGGGAGUGUUGGGACAGUUGAAGGAGGCUACGGAGAAAUUCAAAGUCCAGAUCCAGAACGAAUUACUCGAAGUGAUCGACGUCGUUUCUCGCCGCAUAAUCGACGACGAUCUCGACGACCGCGACGACGACAACGACGGCGAGGGUGAGGGGGAGGCGGAGUGGGGGGAGCUGCUCGAGGGGGAGGGGGAGGAGCUCGCUGAGGGAGGGGGGAGGCUCGCCUGCCUCGUGGGGUCGCUGAGGGAGGAGUUUAAGGCUUGCGGCAUGCGGCAUAAGAGAUUGAUUCAAGUAUGGCGCGCUGCGUUACAGAAACAUAAGAUACCGGACUCGUGUCUUCACACCGAACAACAUUACUGGAGCGCUGUUCAACAAGUGAUGCAGCUCCUCUUAACAGAGUACUUACAGAUAGAGAGUGUGAGUCUCUCAGAGGCUCGACGCGGAGUUAGUAGGGCUGCUCCUCCUGACUUGAAACUAUCUGACUAUUUUAGUAAGAAAAAACCGCAGAGACGGCGGGAAAAACUGUUUAAACUUACAGCGGCGACCCCCGUGUUGAGUGGGCCGGCGCAGCGGCGCCAGCGCUACCCGCUGGUGUGCGCGCCGCACCCCGCGCUGCUGCACGCCGCGCUGCCCGCGCUGCACGCGCUCUGUGCGCACCUCGACCGUGGCGGUGAAUGUUCCCUACGCGCAUUUAUAACGGACUACGUGCGGUGGGGUGAAAGUGAGCGACUCGCGAAUGCUGCGCGUGCGCAUAUUGAUUCGGCCAUGAAUGCGCCUUCUGCGUGGCGGGAACGGGCUGUCGUUACUGCUACCAACGGCGAGCAGCGCACAGUGUUCGCGUGCGCGUCGCGCGCGUGGGUCGCAGUGCGGCGCUGCGGCGCGGCCGCCGUGCGCUGCGGCCCGUGCGGCGGGCCGGCCGCCGCGCGCGCUGCUGCCGCUGCACUGGGGGCGCUAGCUGCGCACGCGCGGGCGGCGCACGCCAGACUGGCGCCUGCGCACCCGGCGAGGGCUGCGCGGUGGCUGGCGGAUGAUGAUAUCGUGCGGUUUCUACAAGCACUGCCGAAUUAUAAACUAUUAGAGAAUACACAGGAUGAUGCGCCACCUACUCAGCAGGAAUUAAAAGCAGCCUACGAGCGUGAAGCUGAAAUCCUCGGUUCGAGUCUCGGCGAUGGUGAAGUUACUAUCAAGGAGAUCGUCAGCGACAUGCAUCAACUUGAAGAGCUCGCUUUGCUUGCUGAAACUAUGGAGUGGAUAAGCGCUAACAUUCUAGCACUUCCCAGCACAAUGAGUCCAGCUUUGCAACUGUCAGAUAAGUUUGUGAACGACUUGAACGCUGCGGCGGCCAUCUUUACUGAGAUAUCGCAUAAGUGCUUGCUGUUCUUGCAUUUGGAGAUGCGUAUCGAAUGCUUCCACUACUUGGGCCAAGAGGGCGGUGAGGGUGAAGCGGGUGAAGCGGGCGGGGCCGCGCGACUUGCUGCCAGUCUGCUGGCCUUCCACGAUCUGGCGAGAUUGGCGCCGCAACGGCUUGCUUACAUAAUGAACGGCAUUGGGGAGAUGAUGUCAGCGGCGGUAGUGUGGCGCUGGCAAUCAGAGCGCGGUGCCACAGCAACCAGCGCCGGGCUCGCGGGCGGUGCUGCGGAGAGACUCGCAGCGCUGAGACACUGUCUCGCAGCGCUGCGACUGCCGCACGACGGGCUGCACGCUGCACAUGCGUACUUGCACUUGCUGGCUUGCACGCCCGAGGAAAUAAUAGCGUCGGUCCGCGAGAAGGGCCCGCAGUUCUCCGAGCUGGAGUACUUGAAUGCGUUCAAGGUGAUCGGCGCGCGACGCUCGCUGCCCGCCGCCGACAUGCGCGCGCAUCUCAAGCAGCUGUCCGCCGCGCUCGGGCACGUGGGGGUCACUGUGUAG